AUGGCCCACCAUCACCAUCAUCACCACCACCAUGCAGCCACAGCAGCACGGAUAAGCAGGUCCAGCAGCUCUACAGGCCUUGACCAUCCAGAGGCGACAUCCCCGCCGCCGAUUCUGACGACGACAAACGCCGGCAGCCUCCGUGGGCCAAUCUCCAUUUCCACCAACACCAGAGCACGAAGCUCGUCGUCGUCGGCAUUUUCACCAGUCUCACCCACAAACGAGUCGUCAUACACACGCGCAGAACUCCAGACGAUUGCAGAGAGCUUGCUUGCCCACGUCAACUUUGGACCUUAUCAUCUCGCGUCCUCCCCAGUCCCCAGUUCUGCCAUUCGUGCAGCUAUGCAGCCAGUCCCCUCUGCAUCUACCGUCAACCCGCCUCUGUCUUCUUCCUCGUACUCGUCAAGCAGCCAACAACUCUACAAUCCCUCCCUCGCCUCGUCUUCUUCCACUAUCCAUCCAGCCUUUGACAAGGAAAACCUCUCCGCAUCGACCCCGCCACCCUCGCACCCAUGA
Molecule: messenger RNA, 516 nt
Organism: Serendipita indica DSM 11827
Lineage: Eukaryota; Fungi; Basidiomycota; Agaricomycetes; Sebacinales; Serendipitaceae
Source: the annotation of a GenBank genome assembly